AUAAAAUUAUAAUUAGACAAUAUGUAACAUCAAUACUUUUUUACGUAGUUGGGAUAGAUAAUGUUUUCCUUGGUGUUCGUAACGCAAAUAAUGAAAUUCCUUAUAGUGUUGGAACACUAAAAAAAAUAGAAGAACCC
Messenger RNA from Racocetra persica, 137 nucleotides. Lineage: Eukaryota; Fungi; Glomeromycota; Glomeromycetes; Diversisporales; Gigasporaceae. The record is from the annotation of a GenBank genome assembly.